Amoebophrya sp. A25 is the source of this 624-nucleotide messenger RNA. The record is from the annotation of a GenBank genome assembly. NCBI's taxonomy places the organism in Eukaryota, Dinophyceae, Syndiniales, Amoebophryaceae.
CAGGAACAACAAGAAGAACUACCGCCGAACACGACGACCACAGCUCCUGCUUAUCUGGAAGAUUUGAAGAUGUUUGAAACGUUUGUAGUCGAUGAUGAGAUCAGUACUCUUCCGGAGGAAGAUGUGCCAGAUUUUCUAACACAAAUUGGUGGGCGGAUCGUUGACACUUUUGGCAACGACCAUUGGCUCUUUGCGUGGGUGCACUACCAGAAUUUCGAGGCUUUGGAAAAAGUUUAUACGGGAGAUAAUUCGGAGACAGCCAAGGAUAUGGCGUUUUCGGCCGCCAUUUUUCUCGACUACUGGGGCAAUUAAGGCACUUUUCGUUUUUACUUACACUAAAUAAUCCACCUUGCUUUUCUAUUUCUACACCAGCAUCCUCAUAUUAAAUAUCAUGUAUCAAGAAAGGUUAGAGUUAGUACCUCCUCCCAGGACAACAUGAAGAUGAAUCAUUUAAGUAUUAAAGAUCUAAUAGCAGUGGUUCCAGAGAGAGUUUCUUCCUGCCCUGGGCAUCCGCAAUUGUGGUAGCAGGUACUCAAACCACUACCUCUGGCAGACGAGCGUGCUUAACCGCCUCUCGUUUUUGGACCAGUUUGUGAUGAUGAACAUUCCUUUGACGGAGAAGAA